Orussus abietinus is the source of this 2944-nucleotide messenger RNA. Its product is annotated as glutamine synthetase 2 cytoplasmic. Gene Ontology annotation, molecular function: glutamine synthetase activity. The coding region runs from base 134 to 1351 and encodes 405 amino acids. The transcript is spliced from 2 exons. Gene Ontology annotation, cellular component: cytoplasm. The record is from RefSeq and is a predicted model, not a curated record. NCBI's taxonomy places the organism in Eukaryota, Metazoa, Arthropoda, Insecta, Hymenoptera, Orussidae.
UCCGACUCGAGACACGUGGCCAGGGCGUGGAGUGGAGGAGCGGUGGGAAGGCGUCAGUUCGCCAGCUGCGAGGCGAGGAAGAGAGCUUCAGUCCAGCAGUGAAGGCGUCCACCGUCGCACCAAGACUUCAGACAUGGGCCUGCGGAUUCUGGUGAAGGUGUGCAAGGUGGGGACUCUGCAGCGUUCCCUGGCCGAACGGGGGGCACAAUGGAUGCUUUGCCAGCGGAAUUUCUCCUCGACUAAGUCCAGGCAGACCCUGAAGCAGUCACCAAACGCUGUGCUGGACAAGACCCUGUUGAAUAGGUACCUUGCCCUACCCCAGCCCAGCGAGAAAGUGCAGGCCAAGUACAUAUGGAUCGAUGGCACCGGGGAAGGACUUCGCUGCAAGACCAGGACCCUCGACUUUGUGCCGAAGAGCCCCAAGGAACUGCCCAAGUGGACGUAUGAUGGGAGCUCUACCUAUCAGGCCGAAGGUGGUGAUAGCGACAUCUUCUUGUACCCUGUCGCCUUGUACCCUGAUCCCUUCCGCGGGGGCAACAAUAAACUCGUGCUUUGCGACACUUAUCACAGCGAUAAGACCCCUACUAAGUCCAAUAAGAGGUUCAAGGCUAAUGAGGGGAUGGAGAAGGUUAAGGAUGUGGAACCUUGGUUUGGGAUUGAACAGGAGUACACGUUCCUGGAUUUUGAUGGCAGACCUUUCGGCUGGCCCAAAAAUGGAUUCCCUGGGCCCCAGGGGCCCUAUUAUUGUGCAGUUGGGGCGGAUAAGGUGACUGGUAGGGAGAUCGUCGAGGCCCACUACAGGGCUUGCCUUUACGCGGGGAUUAACAUAUCCGGGACCAACGCCGAGGUGAUGCCCUCCCAGUGGGAGUUCCAGGUGGGUCCCAACCUGGGGAUCAGCGCCUGCGACGACCUCUGGGUAGCCAGGUUCAUCCUGCACCGCAUCGCCGAGGAAUACGGGGUAAUCGUGACCCUGGACCCAAAACCCAUAGACGGACCCUGGAACGGAGCCGGGGCCCACACGAAUUUCUCGACGAAAGCCAUGCGCGCGGAGAACGGCAUCGUGGAGGUGAAAAAAGCGAUUGAAAAGCUGAGCAAAACCCACAGCAAGCACAUCGAGGCGUACGACCCGAGAGGAGGGAAAGACAACGAGCGACGUCUGACGGGAAAAUGCGAAACGAGCAGCAUCCACGACUUCAGCCACGGGGUGGCCAACAGGAACGUCAGCAUCCGAAUUCCCCGUGGAGUCGCCGAGGCCAACAAGGGAUACCUAGAGGACAGGAGGCCCAGCAGCAACUGCGACCCCUACGCCGUCUGCGACGUCCUGAUCCGCACCUGCGUCCUAAACGAGUAGAAAGUGGGGGGAAACCGUGAUAACUGGUAUCGUUCACGACUCCCCGACCUGGAACACGUGGAAUUGGGAAGAACUGGUAAUAAGGAGGAGAGAAAAGGGGCUUCGAAGUUGCGAGGUGGAGGAGGAUGCUCCUGCGGCGGGCGCUGCCAUGUUGGACGCCAGUGGCGGCCCCGGGAGGGGGGCGCAGCGUACUAGAUGUUCAGUUUCUAUGUUUCCCAGCCGUUUUUAUAUGUUUUCGCGAGGUUUUUCGGGUUAUUGCCGAUACUGUUGCGGCGAAGGUUCCUUCGUAUUGUUUGUCGCGUGAGGAUCGUCGACAAAUUGGAGAUAGCUCUAUCGGUUUAUGGGGGAAUACGCCGGGGGCGACUGGUCGGCGUCAAUGUUCAAAGCAAUUUCAGGUUGAAACGUUCGAUCGCGGAUUUAUAACGGAAUUACUGCUCGUUGAUUUUCCGGUUAACCUCCGCGCGAGCCCCCGAUUCCGUGUAAAUUAAGUUUUGCAUAUUGAAAGGGGGGGAAAUUAUUAUUAUUUUUUCUUUUCUGUUAUCAUCUUCAUAUUUUAUUACGAGUUUCAUGGGGAUGUGAGGGUUAAGGCGAUUUAAAUUCAAUUCAGAUAUUUUUUUUUGUCCUUAUCUUCGCAAUUUAUAAUCCAAUGUGCAAGUAGAUUUCAUAUUAUAUCGAAUGUUAGACGCUCAGUACUUUAAGAUGUUACUUAAGGAGUAAUGCUUAUCUCACUUACAGAUAAAAUAUGUACCGAACGAAUCGCUAGAAUUUGACGAUAAGGCCCUUAUCCGAGCUUCAGUACUUCAGGAAAGAUUUAUGAAAGCAGACAUUAAUGAUAAAUGUUAUAUUUUUAUUAUAUACUUUUUUAAGCCAUUAUAGUUACGGAUAUAUUUUCUUACGCUACGUGUAUUUUCUUUUUCUAGCUUGGGUAUAUUGUUCCCAUUAAAUGCAAUUACUUUUUACGGUAAGCGGAAUGGUGGAAAAUUAAUUAUCUUGUUGAUAAGAAAUAUCGAUAAACGUGGGUCAUAAAGGUUCUUUUUAAUUGUUACAAUUUAUUAUACGGAAUCAAAGUGAAACGAAUGAUGGUAAUUAUAUGCGUAGCUUCACGUUUUGUUUUUUAUUUAUUUUUUUUAAUGACCUAAUUGAAAUGUUCAUUUAUUCUCACUUUCACUUUGAAGCGCUUGCAGUGUUAUCACUCGGUGAUAAAACUGUUAUUUUCUUCUCCGCGUUAUCAUGUUUGCCGUAACCCGCCUUUCGAUUACUGCAAUCAGUCCCGGCAUGUGUAAAGUAUUAGAUACGUAAUGAUAAACGUGAGUACAGCUGUUUACAGUAUCUUUUAUCAAUACGGUCUACAAAUAGCCUUCCUAUUUCACGUAAUCCACGUUUCGAAAAUGUUCCCUUCUCGGCGCUAAACAAUUUUCCAGGGGAAUAUAUCGGUUAAUUAAUUGUCGGUUACUUGCCAUCCUUUCAGUAAUUAACGUAAUUAUAUUUAGCUCCAUAUACUCUAUCGUGGAUUUAAUAUUACAAAUCUGUCCCGUAUCAGUAAAUCUCGCGGAAAAAAGUGCAACUUCCCGAAUAAAAUAAAUAUUUCAUAAA